Messenger RNA from Fonsecaea nubica, 1026 nucleotides. RefSeq lists its product as hypothetical. Gene Ontology annotation, molecular function: adenosine kinase activity. The record is from RefSeq and is a predicted model, not a curated record. Bases 1 to 1026 code for a protein of 341 amino acids. NCBI's taxonomy places the organism in Eukaryota, Fungi, Ascomycota, Eurotiomycetes, Chaetothyriales, Herpotrichiellaceae. The transcript has 3 exons. Gene Ontology annotation, cellular component: cytosol; nucleus. Gene Ontology annotation, biological process: purine ribonucleoside salvage.
AUGGCGACCAAAUCCUUCAAGCUGCUCUGCUUGGAGAAUCCCCUCCUAGACAUCCAGGGCGUCGGUGAUCACGCCAUGCUGGAAAAGUACGGGCUGAAACUGAACGACACGCUCCUGGCGGAACCCCACCAGAUGGGCCUCUACGACGACCUCAUCCAGAACCGCAACGCAAAGCUGAUCCCCGGCGGUGCUGCGCAGAACACCGCCAGAGGCGCACAGUACAUGCUCCCCCCGGACAGUGUCUGGUACAUCGGUUGCGUGGGCGAUGACGAGUACGCAAAGAUCUUGAGAGAGAAGUGCAAGGAAGAAGGACUGCACGUCGAAUACCGCGUCGAUCCUGCCACCCCCACCGGGAAAUGCGGUGUCAUAAUCACAGACCACCACCGCACAAUGUGCACGCACCUCGCCGCCGCCAACGAAUACAAGCUCGAGCACCUCCUCGAGCCGCGGGUCUGGAGCAUGGUCGAAGCGACCUCCGUGGGCUUCUACGUCGGUGGCUAUCACCUGACCGUGUGCCCGCCGGCGGCCAUGGCGCUGGCGAAACACGCCGCCGAGACAAACAAGGUCUUCAUGCUGAGCCUGUCGGCAGGCUUCAUCCCCCAAUUCUUCAAGGAUCCGCUCGCCGAGAUUCUGCCGUACUGCGACUUUGUCUUUGGGAACGAGAACGAGGCCAAGACGUGGGCCGAAUCCCAAGGCCACCCCUCUGACAUCUCGAUGCAAGAGUGUGCCAAGCUGAUGGCAAAGUUGCCCAAGGUCAACACAAAGAGACCAAGAGUGGUGAUUGUCACGCAGGGCACCGACCCAACGAUUGUGGCCGUGGCCGAGGCAGGAAAAGAAGAGGUGGAACUCAAGGAGUACGCGGUGCCAGUCAUCGACAAGAACCUGAUCAACGACACAAACGGCGCAGGUGAUGCUUUCGCCGGUGGCUUCUGCGCCGGUGUGGUCCAGGGUGAUCCCCUCGAGGACUGUAUCAAAAAGGGCCAGUGGUUGGCAAGAUUAAGUCUGCAGGAGUUGGGACCCGCGUAA